AUGCCGCUGGGGCUGAGGAGCAAGAAGAAGGACAAGUCCAAGGAGACCUUCAAGCUGGUGGAGAGCGAGGCGGCGGCCCCGGUCCCCGCGGCGGCCCCGGCGCCGUCGGCCGGCGCGUCGCGGCUGCAGUUCCACACGCAGCUGGCGCACGGCAGCCCCACGGGCCGCGUGGAGGGCUUCGGCAGCGCCCGCGAGCUGUACGCCCGCAUCGGAGAGGCGUUCGGCAUCCACCCCGCCCAGAUCAUGUUUUGCACUUUGAACACUCAUAAAGUUGAUAUGGACAAGCUCUUAGGUGCACAAAUUGGCCUUGAAGAUUUCAUAUUUGCCCAUGUGAAAGGACAACGAAAAGAAGUGGAAGUUCUUAAAACUGAUGAUAUGCUGGGGCUUACCAUUACAGAUAAUGGAACUGGCUGUGCCUUUAUAAAGCGAAUCAAAGAAGGCAGCCUUAUGGACCAAAGCAAAACCGUCUGUGUGGGCGAUCACAUAGAGACCAUAAAUGGAAAAAAUGUGUCACAGUGUCGGCACUAUGAAGUUGCCAAAAUGCUGAAAGAUCUGGAGAAAGGUCAGAAGUUUAAGCUGGAGUUGGUAGAGCCUUUGAAAGCAUUUGAAAAGCUGGAACCAAGGUCCAAAGGCAGAACUGUGUCAGAGGCUAAAAUCUCCAAAGGGAGAGAAACACUUCGCCUGAGAACCAAAGGCCCUGCUACUGUGGAGGAAAUGCCAACUGAAGUUGAAGAAAAAGCAAUUAAAAAAGUGGAUGAGCUUCUUGAAACAUACAUGGGCAUAAGAGAUAUUGAAUUAGCUGCAACAAUUGUGGAAGCUGGAAGAGACAAGAAAAACCCAGAUGAAUUUGCAGUGGCAUUGGAUGAAACUCUUGGAGACUUUGCAUUUCCAGAUGAGUUUGUAUUUGAUGUAUGGGGAGCAAUAGGUGAUGCUAAGCAAGGACGACUGGAAUAA
Molecule: messenger RNA, 954 nt
Organism: Cinclus cinclus
Lineage: Eukaryota; Metazoa; Chordata; Aves; Passeriformes; Cinclidae
Gene: GIPC2
Product: GIPC PDZ domain containing family member 2
Exons: 6
Coding region: 1-954 (317 amino acids)
Molecular function (GO): protein binding
Source: RefSeq, a predicted model, not a curated record